Messenger RNA from Scaptodrosophila lebanonensis, 554 nucleotides. It is a transcript of the gene mRpL53, whose product is annotated as 39S ribosomal protein L53, mitochondrial. Gene Ontology annotation, cellular component: mitochondrial large ribosomal subunit. The record is from RefSeq and is a predicted model, not a curated record. The transcript has 3 exons. NCBI's taxonomy places the organism in Eukaryota, Metazoa, Arthropoda, Insecta, Diptera, Drosophilidae. Bases 58 to 522 code for a protein of 154 amino acids.
GCCGAUAUUUGUGUUGUUGAGGAGCAAUUUAUGUAAUUUUUAUUAAAUAUUAACAAUAUGUCGAUACCAUUUAGUGGUACUCUGCGGCGCUCAGGCGGUGUUGUUUCAGCUAUUGGCAAACAAUUGAAGAGCGUUAAUUUAAAAGGAGUAAAACGCGUAACCGUACAGUUCGAUCCUUUCGCGGAAAAUGUUAAGUCCACACGUGAGUUUCUAUUCCUGCUCUCAACGCCAAAGGUAACGCAGACGAAUCCUAAGUGUGUUGUUAAAACAGAUAUAGUUUGUGAUCGCCAGCCGGCACAGAUUAAAUUUUCCCUCAUCGAAUCAGCACAAGAGCUGGCCAAGGCCAAAGAGAUACGUUUUAGAAGUUCAAAUCUGUCUACUCUGGAGCUGCUGCAGCUAUACAAUAAGCACGUUUCUACGCUAGCCCCACCCGAAGAAAUAGCGACCAAGGUACUGACCAAGGCCGAGAAACAGAAAAUUGCUGGUGGUGGCGGCGGCAAAAAAGCUCCUAAGAAAAAGUAAAUUCCAGGGAGGUUAUCUAGUUACGGGCUCAA